This is a messenger RNA of Cuscuta epithymum, 1050 nucleotides long. The record is from the annotation of a GenBank genome assembly. NCBI's taxonomy places the organism in Eukaryota, Viridiplantae, Streptophyta, Magnoliopsida, Solanales, Convolvulaceae.
CUCCUAUGUUUCAGAAAAGAAAUCAAUUUCCAUUCCUCAUGGGUUGCACUCGGAGGAAAGAACGGCACAAAUCCAAGCUAUCCCCGUGGAAGAACGCUGGUUUGUGAACCUGGUUGCCGAAUCACCAGGUACUCCCCCCACUCUAACUCCUGAUAGGUCCGCUGGCUUAAGGCGCUCUAGUCGUAAUUUGAGGACUAAACCUAAUCUGGUUCAAGACUCGUCUGUAGUCUCUCUUGAGGAUUCAGAACAGGAAUCAGAAAGCUCCCAAGCUGAUGGUGAAGGGAAAGUAGAUGCGACUGUUCCAAUGCAGGUGGUGUUCCCAGCUGCGGAAAACUCUCAGUCUCUGCCCAGCAAGUGCCCUGUUCCUUCCCCUGCCGCCUCUUCUUCUAGUUCUCGUCUGGGCCCUACAGCCCAUGAACUGCUGGCUAUGGCCACUCGUAAGAAAAGAGCUCCAACCAAACUGACUGGUGUUCCACCGAAAUUUCCCAAGCAUUCUGAGUCUGCUGUGAAGGACCCUGACCUCGUUCUACCUAAAAGUGAAGCAGCAGCAUCUUCAAAAUUCCAGAAUUUGAACUUGUCCUUUUCUCCCAAUUUUUGUAGCUUAAAGGAUGGACUAUCAAUGAAAAAUGAGAUGUCACAACUUCUGCUGCCAUCUACCCCGGAUCUCUUCAACGGGCUGCCCCCAGCCGGAGUCCUAGCUGUUUCCUCAGCCUAUGCUUUCCAGAGUGUUCAAGCUAGUCUUGCUGCCGCAGAAAGGGUGGCCGUCCUGGAGAAGACACUUGACGAAUUGCGAAGGAAAGAAACGACUCUCCUCUCUCAACUCAAAGAGAAUGCUCAGCAAAUUAGAGGUUUGAUAAAUGAAUCAUCUAUGCAAGCUGCUCAGAACUUAAAGCUCUCCAAAAGGGUUCAGGUCCUAGAAGCCUAUGGUAGACGAAAGAGACAAGAGGUGACAGACGCAGCUUGCUACUAUGUUUGGAAAACUAGAGGGGAACUUAUGAAGUCUUUCCUGGCUGGUGAAACGUCUAACUGGGAGGCAGAAAAAGAUGUAGC